UCCUGUAGGUUGAGUUCCAGGCGCUGGAGCGCCUAAAACCGAUUUUAAGCCACUACGGAAGUAUUCCAUGGCACAAACAGAUAAAAAGGUAAUAAAUAAAAUUUAAAUUAUCGACAUUUCUUUGACAUGUAUACAAAUACACGUCAUACGUCAAUUGGAAAAUAAAUGAUGCGAUGAGCGCUAGAUGGCACUGUAGAUUUUGCAACCAGUUCUAAAAUUUAAGGUUUCUCUAUCUGUGGCAAACAUUUUUUUUAAUGUGGUUAGAUAGCGCUUGUUACAUUGCCGCUGUUAGUAACGUCAAAUUUUAAAAAUUUGAAGCGGGAAUGGCAAAAGGUAAAAAAAGUAGCAGUACUAAGAAAAGCAAGAAAAGCAAAAAUAAUCAACGCGAAGCAUUAAAAGAGGGUGAAUGGGAAUUCGUAUUUCCCAACCAAGACAAAUACGAAGGACACUAUUCUGCUCAUGUCAGUGGAUUGGCUUGGAGGCAAGGUGCUGGUGUAUAUACAACCCAUGAUGGGCAAGUGUAUGAAAGUCAGUGGAAGGAUGAUAAACUAAAUGAAGCUGAAAACGUUAAAAUCACUUUUCCGGACAAAGAAGAAUACUGUGGAAUAAUCCAUAAAUACAAAUACGACGGUCCGGGAACAUACUCAUUUCCAAAUUCAAGUCGUUUAACAUGCAAUUUUAGCAACAAUAAACCUGUUGGGGAUGUAAUAUAUAUUGAUUGUUAUGAUGACCUCUGGUAUGGUAAAGCUGAGGAGGAAAGUGCAUUGCUUUCCAGAGAGCACGUGUUUUCAUCCGAGCUGGACAGUGAAAGAGGGAAAGGUAAACCAAAAUACAACGUAGAAGGAAACGAAGAGGAAGAAAUUGCUGAAAAAACCAGUGAAGAAGAAUCUGUCGAUAUGAAAGAACUCGAAAGAGUGAUUUUUGCUAAGAGCUUCCAAACUCCUUCUGGGGUUGACUUUGGGGAAUCUAAAUGGAUUAAAGAAUUUGAACAAUACGAACAAAGAAAGGAAACAAUUCUUAAAAAAUUAGGGUCUCGUAGCUCCGGUAAACUAACGGAAAACGAAAAGAUUUGGUAUCAACAAUAUUGUGAAAACAUGAAAUCCUUAAAAAAGGUUAAAAAACCGAAGGUCCAUCCACUUCUUUUGAAGCAACACUUUGAUGAAGAGGCGAAGAAUACUUGUCCUCCAGUCAGUGUAUUUUACGCAAGGCCGUAUGAAAUAGUUGAAGGAGAAGGAGAAGGAGAAGGAGAACUGUAUAAAAUGUUAACUGCUUAAAUGCGUAUUUCUCAUCACGCAGAUAGAUAUCUUAGUACAUAUAUCUAUUCAGAUGUUCUAACAAGUAGUACAAAUAUUACCAGAAGGUAAUAAUAAACUAUUCAGUAAUAUUUUUUUUUAAUUAGGAGAAAUUAAUUUGGCUGAUCUGCAUCGAAUGUCACUAAUCUUGAAACACCUGCAUUGAUAGUUAAGUCUGGCACCUAUAAACAUAUAUAUACAAUCAUGCACGCAAGACAUACCUACCUUAAAUGUCUUGUCUGAAAACGUCAAUUAAAAUUUCAACUUUUUCUUAUCUCUUUAUGAGAUGCGCGUGGUUAAAGUUAUUCUCUCGGAUUCUUUUUCGAGACACUAAGAUUUUAGACACAGAUAGAAUAAACUAUUUAAUAAUUAUUAUGUUGUUGAGUCUAUUAAUAUUUAGUUACACCAUUA
This is a messenger RNA of Zophobas morio, 1703 nucleotides long. RefSeq lists its product as uncharacterized. Lineage: Eukaryota; Metazoa; Arthropoda; Insecta; Coleoptera; Tenebrionidae. The coding region runs from base 324 to 1274 and encodes 316 amino acids. The record is from RefSeq and is a predicted model, not a curated record. The transcript has 3 exons.